Seminavis robusta is the source of this 2290-nucleotide messenger RNA. Lineage: Eukaryota; Bacillariophyta; Bacillariophyceae; Naviculales; Naviculaceae. The record is from the annotation of a GenBank genome assembly.
ACGAGUUGACAUGGACCAAUCUCAAUUGUUGGCAUGUUGGCAUUGUUGAUGACACGGGCAAUGACACGAUCUUGCAACCAAAAGCGAAGCCAACCAUUGAAGCCUUCUUCGAAAUCAUGAUAGCACUUUCACUGGAAGCCUGAUGACAUCAGGGCCACAAAAUACCUCUCUCUAUCUUUGGUAUACCAAAUUAGAUAGACUAGACUAGCUACCUAAUAACUAGCAACCACCACGAACGCCGAAUUUUAGAACGCAAAACAGAACUACAGUAGCAAUCAACAGCAACAAUGCUGCGACAACUGACCAAUGCCGCGACGAAACGACGCCUCGUCCGCUACCACGCUCUGGCGUCCUUCAGUACGGCUCCACGACCCAGCAAUCCAGGUGCCCUUAGCCUAUCGUACGCAGAGUGGGCCGCUGCCAAUGCUGCUGCCAACAAAAAAACGGGACCACAAGUUGCGCGAGCGGAAAAAGUCAAGCCGCUGCACAAGACACUGAACAAGCCAUUUCAGUUUCGAUACAACAGUCUGGUGCAAAUCCCCGAGAAUACAACUCUGACGUUUGGUAGUGGCGGUGACUUUGGGUUGCGUUGCGAAGAUUUUUCCGUGGCCAAGCCGGGCACGGGAGGCCAUGUGGUGUUGGGCCGCAAUGGCACGGGCAAAUCGCUGCUCGUGCAACAGCUUACAACUCCCCAACAAGAUUGGAAACUUCCGAGAAAAAUAGCCCAAGUCUCGUUUGACUCCCAUUUGCAAGUCCUGCAGGAUCAUCCUCAUCGGACGGUCCAUGAUUGUAUUACGGGAGGUUCCGGGAACUUGAGCAAGGCGGCGCAGUACCUUGUAGUGCGUUUUGGUCUAAAGCCUCUGUUGGGCCGCACGCUUUCCACGUUGAGUACGGGGGAAAUCCGCAAGUCGCUCCUUGUCAGUGCUCUGGCGCAACAACCCGAUUUGCUCAUUCUAGAAAAUGCCUUUGAUGGUUUGGACUUGAAAUCACGACAAGAACUCCAGAGCAUUGUAGCCAAGACCAUGGAAGGACUGAGCAACAGUGGCAAGCUCCUCGUGCAGAGCGUCAAUGCCGAGUAUGUUCCACCGGCUCAAGUACUGCUCAGUACGCACCGGCCUGCUGAAAUCACAAAGCAAAUAUCCACCGUCAGUUAUGUGGAUGUCCAGGAAAAGGAGCACGUCCUACGAACCAUUCCACGUCCUCGAGGAUAUUCCCAAGAUCAAAUCAUGUUCAUGGCGUUGGGCUUGGACAAGGAUCACAACAAGGAUGCAACAUGGUCGGAAGUGGCGCCGUGGAACGAUCAUGCCGAUCCGACUUUACCCACGGUGCAAGACAUUCAAGACGUGUGGCCGUCCUCAAGGCGUGAUGACGACGAGCCGCUCCUGUCACUCCAAAAUGUUUCCAUUCGCCGACGCCGCGAUGACUGUCGUGACAAUGACAAUGACGAAUGGGCGACCUUGUUGCAACCCUUGGAUUGGGAGCUGCCAAAGGGGCAACGCUGGCUGGUGGCCGGUGGCAAUGGGGCCGGCAAGUCCACCCUCACUCGCUUUUUACUGCACAACGAGGACAAUCAGCAAAACGAGGCAACGGGCGACAAUGACACCACCAAAGACUGGACGUCGGGAACCUACACGCGAGCCGCCACCAUUGGCUGGGUGUCGACCGAAUCUCAUUUGGGACAAACACUCGAAGAAGCCAAUAAUCAAACGGCCUGGAAUGUCAUUACCAACGAUGGAGCUGUGGAGGACGAGUCGUUGGUCACAACCAUGGUCGAUUGGGUAUUUGGAAGAGACGACAAUAAGCAUACUGUCUGCGACAAGCUACGCACGCAAAAGUUGUCGGAGCUAUCGCAAGGAGAACAAAAGUUGGUGUUGCUCGUUAAAGCAUUGGUGUUGAGACCCGAUCUAUUGAUCUUGGACGAACCGACUCAGGGACUCGACUUGUACCACCGUCGCCGUGUCCUUGCCUUGCUCGAACGAUUGUGCCAAGCCAAUGCCGACAUGGGGCUGGUCUACAUUACGCACUAUGAGGAUGAGGUCAUACCGUCGAUUGAUCACGUGCUGCACUUUUUCCAGGGUCGCAGUUUGUAUCAAGGUGAACGAAAGCAUUACAAUCCACAAGAACUAGAAUGAAUGAAUGCAUGAAUCAAGGCAAGGCACACCAACUAAAUAGCUACAUUUAGAACCAUGCAUGAGACCGGAUUGAACAGGAACGGAUACAAGAAGGCCGCAACCUGCACUGUACGGAGUAUGAUACAUACAUUGAUUAAAUUUAGAAGCAUCAAAAUGAA